AUGAUAGACUGUGAUUCUGAAUCGAAUUCCAUACAAAGUAAAUCUAUUCCAAGUGAGGCUUCUACUUCUGUUACUAACAGAACUGUUAGCAAUCACUUAGAUCAAACAAAUGAUUGUUCUGAUGAGGAUCUUGAUUUAUCAGAAAUGAUAGACUAUAAUUCUGAUUCAAAUUCUGUGCAAACUAAAUCUUUGCUAAGUGAGAAUGUGGCACCUCCUUCUGUUAACAGUCACUCGCACAAUUUAGUAGAUGAGUGCUCUGAUGAUGAUCUUGAUUUAUCAGGAAUAGAUGACUUUGAUUUAAACAGUUCUAAUUUAACAAAAACUACCAUGUGUUUUAAUUCUUCAGUUAAUGUUCCCUCACAAGGUGAUGCGAAAGGUAGUUCAAAUGAUGAUCUUGAUUUAUCAGAAAUGAUAGACUAUGAUUCUGAUUCAAAUUCUAUACAAAAUGAAGUUUUGGCUCCUUCUGAUAACAAUCAUUCACAAAUUCUGGUAAAUGAUUGUUCUGAUGAUGAUCUUGAUUUAUCAGAAAUGAUAGACUAUGAUUCUGAUUCAAAUUCUAUACAAAAUGAAGUUUUGGCUCCUUCUGAUAAGAAUCAUUCACAGAAUCUAGCUACUGAUAGUUCUGAUGAUGAUCUUGAUUUAUCAGGAAUGAAUGACUACGAUUUUGAAGAUGUGAAUUAUAAAACUACUGAUAGAAAUGGACUUAUAAAUGGAGCACCUAUUAAACAAAUAAAUACUUCUGAUUCCAUUGUUCCAGUGGCUAAAAGAAGGGGGAAAAGGACACUUGCUUUUAAAAGGAACAUUUUGAAACCGGCUAAUUUUAACUUUAGAGAUAUGAGAAUACUUGAGGCAGGAAACAAUCAGUGUCUGGUUUGUAAAAAGACUUUUAGACUCAGAAAUAAACUUCUGGCUCAUUUUGCUGUUCAUCCUCCUGAAAAUCCUUUUUUAUUUGAUUUAUCUAAAAAAUCUGAUUUUUUGGAUGCUAAGAUGAAACCUCCUGAUCCUAAAGAGAUUGAAAAGAAGCCAUUUGCUUGUGUUCUUUGCCCUAAGCGUUUUAUAAACUAUGGUCAACUUGAGGCUCACUGUAAUGUACAUACUGGAGAAAAAUCAUAUGUUUGCAAUAUUUGCUCCAAAGCAUACAGAUAUAAAGUCUGUCUUAAAGGACAUGCAAUGUUGCAUUCAGGAAAAGCGCCAUUUCAAUGCCUUGUGUGUAACAAAAGCUUUUCUAGGCAGCAGAGUCUUGAUACUCAUUCUUUGAUUCAUACAGGUGAAAGGCCUCAUGUUUGUGACAUAUGUCAUUUAACUUUCCAGAAAAAAAAUCUAAUGGUUAUUCAUUAUCAGUUCCAUACAAAUGAGUUUCCAUAUAGAUGCAAGAAAUGUGGACGUCGAUUUCGAAUCAAGCGUUAUCUUGUUGAUCAUUCUGCAACACAUGAAGAAAUGCGUUAUGCGUGUGACCUUUGCCCCAAGAAAUUUAAUCAAAAGAUGUGGCUUCGAAAGCAUAAGGAGUUGCAUGAUGGCAAGAAACUUUAUGAAUGUCAGUUAUGCUUUAAAGCUUUCAAAAGAAAAGCAGAACUAGAAUUGCAUUUGUAUCUUCAUGCUGGUCAACAACCAUUUGUUUGUGAAGUUUGCCUAAAAAGAUUUAAAAGAGAAAUUUAUUUAAAGAAACAUCUUCAGACUCAUAGCGCAGAAGAGCUAGCUGAAUUUAAUGUGUAUAAGUCAGAUCCUACGUUAAGAAAACCAACACCUUCUGAUAAUCAAAAACCAUUUGGCUGUGAAAUUUGUCAAAAAAGUUUUAAUAGGGAAAUCUAUUUGAAGAAACAUCUUCAGACUCAUAGUGCAUAG
Molecule: messenger RNA, 1842 nt
Organism: Parasteatoda tepidariorum (common house spider)
Lineage: Eukaryota; Metazoa; Arthropoda; Arachnida; Araneae; Theridiidae
Product: zinc finger protein ZFP2-like
Source: RefSeq, a predicted model, not a curated record